Messenger RNA from Neltuma alba, 2010 nucleotides. RefSeq names its product rust resistance kinase Lr10-like. NCBI's taxonomy places the organism in Eukaryota, Viridiplantae, Streptophyta, Magnoliopsida, Fabales, Fabaceae. The transcript has 2 exons. The record is from RefSeq and is a predicted model, not a curated record. Bases 94 to 1881 code for a protein of 595 amino acids. Gene Ontology annotation, molecular function: ATP binding; protein kinase activity. Gene Ontology annotation, biological process: protein phosphorylation.
UUUUUACUUUAGUAGCAUCACAGACCACGACAACAAUUUUAACCCAAAGUGCACUUCCAAGUCAAUUCCUUCUUCUCCUUGCUUUCAUUCUAAAUGAAAUAUAUGUCGUGUCACCUAACAUAUAUUGGUAUCCCAAUCCAACUUUCAUGCACAACUCGGAAAAGAAAAUAUUUCCUUACCAUGUUUUGCUAUCGCAGAUUUUUGUUGUUGGUGAUAUUCCAGCUAUCAAUGUUCCUUGUGAAACAAGGGAAUAGUCUGAACCAGCGUGUGCCUAAUUAUAAAACUGUUCCAUUCCAUCUCUUUGACCAUGGCAGGAUGGUUGAGUUCCCGUCCAUCCCUGCUCUUGAAGGAGUAAGUCUUCGCGUCUAUGACAGAGACUAUAAAUCCCACAUCUUACACACAGAGGAUCCAGAAGGUUGUCUUCCCAAACUCUUUCUACAACAUCGUCUCUACAAUUCAUCCAUUUAUCCUUUAGAGUUUUAUGAUAUGACCAAAGAAAAUGUUACUUUCUUCAAUUGUUCUUCACUUGGGUCGAGAUACCUUAGACACGAACACCUUUCCAAUUCAUCUGCACAAGAUAUGGUUGUCUGCCCAAUUUAUGCUAUUUCCUCCGAAGAUAGUAUCCUGGAGUGGGACCUUGCUUUCUGCACCAAGAUGUUUCAGGUAGUUUCUCCGAUUUCCGCAAUGUGCCUUCAAAGAAAUGUCUUGCAAAUCAAAUUUCCACAACCAAAUUCUGAUAUUGAAAAGGGCAAAACCAGGAAGAUUCUUGGAAUUGUUUUCCCAGGUUCAAUUCUAUUGGCGUUGGUGUUCAUUGCGUGCUUUUACAUAUAUCUCUAUUUCAAAGAAAAAGGAGAUGAUCAAGUGAGAUUGGAAAAGUUUUUGGAGGAUUACAAGGUACAUAAACCUACUAGAUUUUCUUAUGCUGACCUGAAAAGAAUCACAAAUCAUUUCAAGUAUAAAUUAGGUGAAGGAGCUCAUGGAGAAGUGUUUAAAGGUAAGUUAUCUACCGAAAUCCAAGUGGCAGUGAAAGUAAUCAAUAAUUCAGAUAGCGAUGGGCAAGAGGUCAUCAAUGAAGUGGGGACUAUGGGCAAAAUUCAUCACAUCAAUGUUGUUCGUUUGCUAGGCUUUUGUGCUGAUGGUUUUCAUCGUGCUCUUGUUUAUGACUUCUUUCCAAAUGGUUCCCUUCAGAAGUUCAUAACUUCGCCAGACAACAAGGAAAAUUUCCUUGGAUGGUUGAAAUUGCAACAAUUAGCCCUUUCCAUAGCUCAAGGGAUUGAAUAUCUUCAUCAAGGUUGUGAUUACCGAAUUCUUCACUUUGACAUCAAUCCUCGUAAUGUGCUGUUAGAUCACAAUUUUACUCCAAAAAUUUCUGAUUUUGGCCUAGCUAAAUUGUGUUCUAAAAAUCAAAGUACAAUAUCAAUAACAGCAGGUAAAGGAACUUUGGGUUAUAUUGCCCCUGAAAUAUUCUCUCGAAACUUUGGAAAGGUGUCAUAUAAAGCAGAUAUUUACAGUUAUGGAAUACUGCUACUAGAAAUGGUUGGUGGAAGGAAAAAUGUUGACACUAAUCCAGAAACCUUACAAGUGUUAUACCCAGAUUGGAUCCAUAGUUUGAUGGAAGGAGGUGAUAUAAGUAUCCAUAUGGAAGAUGAAGAUGACAUUAAGAUUGCGAGAAAACUAGCAAUUGUGGGACUUUGGUGCAUUCAAUGGCAUCCAGCAAAUCGUCCUUCCAUGAAGACCAUUAUUCAAAUGCUAGACGGAGAGGUUGAUAAAUUAAAGGUGCCUCCUACUCCAUUUGACUUUGCCACUUCAACUAAUAUGAGUACCAUUAUUCCUACGAGACAUUUGAAUUUAGAGUUAGAAGUGGUUCAUGAAUUCGAAUAAAUACUUGAGUGUGUAUGAAUACAUGUAAUUUUUACUUUUAUUGAGAGUAUUUUGUGAGGCUUGUAAUAUUAUUUUCAUGUUUAUCCAUAGAUUAAAUCAAUUAUUAUCUAUUUCCGUUCCAUGUCCAAA